AUGAAGACGGCAACCGUUCCUGUGCUCAAAGUGGCUGGCACUUGUACUAAUGUUGUUCACGAAUUAGGCGACACGGCCGGCAGAGUUUGCAAAGGAGAAGAAUUUGCUCCGAGCGCCAUUGUCGAUGGCGUCGGCAAGGCGGCUAACUGCGUCAUCAACGGUGCGUCCGAGGCGUUCGCUGGAGCUGUGAACGGGGUGGCUGACCUAGGGGUCAAUUUGAUCGGAAUCGCAACAGGAGGAUGCGCUACAAAGGGUGGUGCCAGAUCCAAUGGUCAAAGUUUGAGACGUGAAAUGUCCAUAGGCACGAUUAGUCCUGCUGAGGCCACUGUGAAGGGAAUUGGCAAAGGAGUCGGAUGCGUGGUCUACGGAGCCGCCAACGUUACCACAAAUGCCGUCGGAGGAGUGGCAAAGACUGCAACCACCCUGGUCAGCGGCGUGAGCACCACGUUCUCCGACACCGCCAAUUUGGUUGCAAAAGUGCACCACGACUGUGGAAAUCCAGUCCUCUCGGCCAUUGCAGCUCCAGGGGCUGCGGUUGUAGGAGUCUCAGUCGGUGUUGUCAAAACUGCUGGCAAUGUUGCAGUUGAGGUUGGAAACACCAUUGUAAGCAUCUUCAAAGGGUUUGCUAGCAUUUUCUAG
This is a messenger RNA of Neocloeon triangulifer, 639 nucleotides long. RefSeq lists its product as uncharacterized. Lineage: Eukaryota; Metazoa; Arthropoda; Insecta; Ephemeroptera; Baetidae. Bases 1 to 639 code for a protein of 212 amino acids. The transcript has a single exon. The record is from RefSeq and is a predicted model, not a curated record.